Messenger RNA from Chenopodium quinoa (quinoa), 1161 nucleotides. RefSeq lists its product as uncharacterized. Bases 1 to 1161 code for a protein of 386 amino acids. The transcript is spliced from 3 exons. Lineage: Eukaryota; Viridiplantae; Streptophyta; Magnoliopsida; Caryophyllales; Amaranthaceae. The record is from RefSeq and is a predicted model, not a curated record.
AUGCAGACAGUUAUGGAUUUCGACAUUGAAGAAAUUUUAUCGGAUUUCGAUGAGGAAGAUUUUCAACAAAUAUUGACAAUUUAUAUUAACUUACAAAAUAAUGGGUUCCUUAAAAAGAAACCUCGUUUGCAAAGAAUUUCAAAGUUAACAGGUCAUCAAUAUGUCCUUGAAUUGCUUAACGGUCAUCCGAUGACAUGUUAUGUUAUGCUUCGAAUGAAUCCUGAGAUCUUUAUUAGCUUGUGUGAAGAAUUGAAAAAAAGGGAAAAGUUGAAAGAUUCCAAAUUUAUAUCAAUUCAAGAACAGGUUGCAAUGUUUCUUCUUAUUAUUUCUCAUAAUUCGAGGCACAGACUUAUAGCGGAUAGAUUUCAACAUUCCUUAGAAUCUACUCGCCGCCACUUUCGAAAGGUUUUGUAUGCCAUCGCAUCAUUAUCGAAGCAUUGGAUUGUUCCUCCGGCAUUUGACGAAACACCUCCAGAAAUAAAAAAUAACCCAAGAUACUAUCCGAUUUUCAAGAAUUGCAUAGGAGCUAUUGAUGGAACUCAUGUAUCAGCACGUGUGCCACAAGAUGAUCAAAUUCCCUAUCGUGGAAAAGAAAAAAAAGCCUACGAUGAAUGUUCGGCAAAUGAUUCAAGAAUUUUUUGGGAAACAAUUACAAAUGUAGAAGAGACCAAGUUUCCUAUGCCUCCUCCUAGAAAGUAUUAUCUUGUAGACUCAAGCUAUACAAAUAUGCCAGGAUUUCUUUCACUGUAUCGUGGAGAACGAUAUCAUUUGCGUGAUUAUAGAGGAGCAACGAGCCCACAAGGUCCUGGGGAAAUAUUUAAUUAUACACAUUCUUCAUUGCGAAAUGUUAUUGAAAGAUGUUUUGGGGUAUUAAAAGCUAGAUUUCCCAUUCUCAGAGAUAUGCCUUCAUAUGACUUAAAACGACAAAAAUAUAUAAUUUUGUUGUGCUGUGUUAUCCACAAUUUCAUAAAAAUGUGCAAGGAUGGAGAUCCUUUGUUCAUACAGUAUGCGGAUGAAAAUGUCGAACUAGAAGAUGAUGCAAUCAACAACAAUGGAUCCGAGGACGUAGAGACUCCUUCUGUAAGUCAACAAGAACUUCAAAGAAUGGCUCAAUUUCGCGAUUGUUUGGCAACAAGAUUGUGGGAAAGACAAAAUUCAUAA